AUGCCGCAGAAAACGGACAUGGAUCCAUCACCUGUUGAGGAAGAUCAAGCUGGCACAUCGGACCUGGAUCUUACCUGGGACUCAGAUCAAGAUUAUGAUGAGUGCGUAUAUUACCAUGAAGGAAACGAUCUAUACGCCGAAGAUGUCGAUGGUCAGAUGGCGGUGCUACCCGAAGUACCGGUGGCGACGGAAGAUGUGAAGAUCGAAGAUAUUCAACUAUGCGGAUCUGAUAACCAGACCCCAGAAGAGAUCGAGCGGCUCCGCCAAAAGAUAUGGAAGUUCCGACAUCUCUUGAAAUGCCCUGCCGCCGGCAGCUAG
This is a messenger RNA of Phytophthora megakarya, 318 nucleotides long. NCBI's taxonomy places the organism in Eukaryota, Oomycota, Peronosporomycetes, Peronosporales, Peronosporaceae. The record is from the annotation of a GenBank genome assembly.